This is a messenger RNA of Nothoprocta perdicaria, 1253 nucleotides long. It is a transcript of the gene SIAH2, whose product is annotated as siah E3 ubiquitin protein ligase 2. Lineage: Eukaryota; Metazoa; Chordata; Aves; Tinamiformes; Tinamidae. Gene Ontology annotation, molecular function: ubiquitin protein ligase activity; ubiquitin conjugating enzyme binding; zinc ion binding. The annotation marks the transcript as partial. The record is from RefSeq and is a predicted model, not a curated record. Gene Ontology annotation, biological process: proteasome-mediated ubiquitin-dependent protein catabolic process; multicellular organism development. Gene Ontology annotation, cellular component: cytoplasm. The transcript is spliced from 2 exons.
GCGGCCUCGCCGCAGCACCACGAGCUCACGUCGCUGUUCGAGUGCCCCGUGUGCUUCGACUAUGUGCUGCCGCCCAUCCUGCAGUGCCAGGCCGGCCACCUCGUGUGCAACCCAUGCCGGCAGAAGCUGAGCCUGUGCCCCACGUGCCGCGGCGCGCUGUCGCCCAGCAUCCGCAACCUGGCCAUGGAGAAGGUGGCCUCCGCCGUGCUCUUCCCCUGCAAGUACGCCACCACGGGCUGCUCGCUGACGCUCCACCACACGGAAAAGCCAGAGCACGAGGACAUCUGCGAGUAUCGGCCCUACUCCUGCCCGUGCCCCGGAGCCUCCUGCAAGUGGCAGGGCUCUCUGGAAGCCGUCAUGUCCCACCUCAUGCACGCCCACAAAAGCAUCACCACCCUGCAGGGGGAAGACAUCGUUUUUCUUGCCACAGACAUUAACCUCCCGGGCGCCGUUGACUGGGUCAUGAUGCAGUCCUGCUUUGGCCACCACUUCAUGCUGGUGCUGGAGAAGCAGGAGAAGUACGAGGGGCACCAGCAGUUUUUCGCCAUCGUGCUGCUCAUCGGCACUCGCAAGCAGGCGGAGAACUUUGCGUACAGACUGGAGCUGAACGGCAACCGGCGCCGGCUCACGUGGGAGGCGACGCCGCGCUCCAUCCACGACGGCGUCACUGCCGCCAUCCACAACAGUGACUGCCUGGUUUUUGACACGGCUAUAGCACAUCUUUUUGCUGACAAUGGAAACCUUGGAAUUAAUGUGACUAUUUCUACAUGUUGUCCGUGAUGUAUCUGUGUAGCUAGUGAAGCCGUGCGGCCUGGGCUGUCUGGACAUAGUGCUUUACAUUUACCAAGAGUUUCCUUUUGGUUCUGCUUUUUCUUUUUUUUUUUUUAAAUGAUCUUCAACUAUGUCUUCAUGUCCAUUAAGGUUCCUAACUAGCCAACAUUAUUAACUUUGGAGAGAAGAUGAACAGGAGUGUCCUGUAGGUAAUACGAGCAGGAAAAGUUUUUUUAAAUACUUGGGUGCCUUAGGAAGAUUCCCCCCCCAGAGUUUUUGGGUUUUUUUUUUAAGAGUGCUUCCAUUGGACAUGUGGCUGGAGGGCCUGGGGCUGCAUUCCCGCUCAGAGCGCACCCUAAGGCYCUUCCCGCAGGAACCCGCUCGCGCUCUGACUCGCUCUCACCUGGGAGCCUCCUUGGGAAGCUGCAGCAGGCGGGAAAGGGCAGGCAGGCGAGCAGCUCCUCGCGGGACGAGCGCUGUUC